Molecule: messenger RNA, 1440 nt
Organism: Orbilia oligospora ATCC 24927
Lineage: Eukaryota; Fungi; Ascomycota; Orbiliomycetes; Orbiliales; Orbiliaceae
Exons: 2
Coding region: 1-1440 (479 amino acids)
Source: RefSeq, a predicted model, not a curated record
AUGAAGACUGUUCUGUCCCUCGCAGCAUUCUUGCUGCUCAACCCUGGUGUUGAUGCAUUUUGGCGUAUGCAAUGUGGUUCCCCAUUGGUCACCGACAUGAUUGACCCACUUGUCCAGCCAGGUAUUUCGCCAGCUAAACACGUCCAUAACAUCAUGGGUGGAGAUGCUUUUGACAAGACCACCAGCUGGGCGCGUCUUCAAGAAUCCACCUGUACAUCUUGUGAGGUUAAGGGAGACAAGUCUAUCUAUUGGGUCCCCACGCUUUACUUCCAGAAGGCAGGUGGUGAACUUGUUCAAGUAAGACAGAAGGAUGGUAUGCUCGUCUACUACAUCCCAGAGCGUGGAGGUGACGCUGUUGAGACCUACCCAAAGAACUUCGGUAUGAUGGCUGGAGAUCCUAAGCUCCGUUCUUUCGACGAAUCAAACGAACCCGGUUCCGAAGCCUACAUGAGACAGAUGGCUAUUGGGUUCAAUUGCUUGAACUACGGUGGCACCCCUGAGGCUUUUGCUGCUCGCCGUGAGAUGCCAACCAAGCAGGAGAUGAAGAACUGUGUAAACGGUCUCCGUGCUGAUAUCACUUUCCCUUCAUGCUGGAACGGUGAACUCGAUUCUGAGGAUCACCGCAGUCACAUGGCCUACCCUUCCUUCAUGGAAGAUGGUACCUGCCCGGAUUCCCACCCUCGCCGUCUCAUUACAAUGAAGUUCGAGACACUUUUCGACGUUGCCGAGUUCAGCGAUGUUGAUGGUGAAUUCGUUUGGGCCACGGGCGACAAAGGAGGAUAUGGCUACCAUGGUGAUUUCUACAACGGGUGGGAUCCUGAACUCCUUGAGGCAGCUUACAAAGACCCAACCUGCGUCCCACCAGUCAUCACUUCCACUGGUGGAGAUAUUACACAAUGCAACACUUUUACAUCUCGCAAUGAACUCCAAGGCCCCAAUGAGAUGAAUGCUUGCAAGAUCAAGCCCAUCACGGGCAAAGAGUACGAGGGUCCAUUCGAGAGUUUGCCUGGUUGCAACCCAGUCGGGGGUGCUCCUGGUGACUGUGGAAAGGCUGUCGUUGUUGAAAACGCCGUUGCUGCACCAUCCUCAUCUGCCAUCCAGGUCGUCGCACACGCUGUCCAGAAAACAUCAUCGACCACAUCUUCAACGACGCCUACGCCUACUCCCACUCCCACCACAAUCUCCACAACUACGAGAAAGAAGGAAACGAGCAAAAAGGUUGAAGUUGCUUCUGUUCCGGUCCCUAAGCCUGUGGUAACCGCCAAUCCAGUCCUCGAUGUCGGUAGCGUACCGGAAAAGAAGAUCAAGGAGGUCAUAGUUACAGUUGUUGAGACUGUGUACCAGACCGUUUACAACCAGGCGGUUGAAACAGCCACUGAAUAUGUUCCCCACCAUGCUCGUCACCGUCGAUUCUUCCGUCGUGGCGCACGACACUUUUAA